CCGGCUCGCGCCUCCGCCCGCGGUCCCAGCCCCUGCGCUCGCUCCUCGCCCCGAAGAUGAAGGUUUGGCUGCUUCUUGGUCUUCUGCUGGUGCACGAAGCGCUAGAGGAAGUUACUGGCCAACAACUUCCCAAGAACAAGCGUCCGAAGGAGCCAGGAGAAAAUAGAAUCAAGCCUACUAACAAGAAGGUGAAACCCAAAAUUCCUAAAAUAAAGGACAGGGACUCAGCUGAUUCAAUACCGAAGACACAGUCCAUAAUGAUGCAAAUGACAGAUAAAGGUCGGUUCCAGAAACCUGCUGCUACCCUGAACCUCAUGGCAGGACAAACACUUGAUCUUCGAUGCAAAGGGAAUCAGGUUAGAUGGAGCUACCCUGCCUAUCUAGACACCUUUAAGGACUCCCGCCUCAGUGUGAAGCAGCACGCACGCUACAGCCAGCUCACCCUGGUCAACUCCACGGCGGCCGACACUGGCGAAUUCAGCUGCUGGGCACAGCUCUGUGACGGCUACAUCUGCAGGAGGGAUGAGGCCAGACAGGGCUCCACCUACAUCUUGUUUACAGAGAAAGGAGAACUCUUUGUACCUUCUCCCAGUUACUUUGAAGUUGUCUACUUGAACCCAGACAGGCAGGCUGUGGUUCCUUGUAGAGUCACUGUCCUGUCAGCCAAAGUCACACUCCACAGGGAGUUCCCAGCCAAGGAAAUCCCAGCCAAUGGAACAGACAUUGUUUAUGACAUGAAGAGAGGCUUUGUGUACCUGCAACCUCAUUCUGACCAACAGGGGGUGGUCUACUGCAAAGCGGAAGCUGAGGGCAAAUCUCAGAUUUCCAUCAAGUACCAUCUGCUCUAUGUGGAAGUUCCCAGUGGCCCUCCAUCUACAACCAUCCUGGCAUCCUCCAACAAAGUGAAAGGUGGGGGUGACAUCCGUGUCCUCUGCACUGUCCUGGGGGAACCAGAUGUGGAGGUGGAGUUCAGGUGGAUCUACCCAGGGCAGAAGGAGGAAAGGCCCGUGACAAUUCAAGACACCUGGAGGCUGAUCCACAGAGGGCUCGGGCACACCACGAGAAUCUCGCAGAGUGUCAUCACCAUUGAAGAUGCCGAGACCAUUGAUGCAGGAUAUUACAUUUGCACGGCUCAGAAUCCCCAAGGACAGACUACGGUAGCUACCACUGUUGACUUUUCCUGACUUGGAAAAUGAAGUAUAAUGAACUGAUGGAAAGCCCAUUAGUGUAAACAUCCAACUUUGGGGUUCUUUUGACUAGGGCUUUGCCAGAGGCUGAUCUGAAAGGCCAAACCCCAACCCCUGCCUUUGGAGUCAGACCCAGACACCCAACUAAAGGAAGUCAUCCAGUCUAAUAAUAGAAGUGUUAACUCUUCUACCAAAGCAUGUAUUUUUAUUGCUUACCUACGCAUAUGUGCGUCUAGUUUUUAAACUAAAAGCAUAUAUGCCAACAAUGCUAAUCAUUUCCAAUAAAGGUGCAAGUUUUUGUAAAAUAUUAAAUGGGCUAAGUUCUCUUUCUCGACUCAGCUGGAUAUACACCCAGGACUUCUUGCCAGCAAUGUCUGUGUCAAUACUUAAUAUCCUAUUUGAUAGAACCGCAAUGAGAUGAGAAUCUAAAAUAGCAGUAACAGAGCUCAACUACUUAUCUAUGAUCAGCAACUCAAGGCUUGAAAGCUUAGGCCUAUCAUUUUUGUCCUCAGUAGCAAUCCUUAAAUUGCAAUUUUAAAGCUAAUGUGAUUUAAAAAUCUAGUGAUACAAAAAAAACUUGCUUUUUGGG
Talpa occidentalis (Iberian mole) is the source of this 1776-nucleotide messenger RNA. RefSeq names its product platelet derived growth factor receptor like (gene PDGFRL). The record is from RefSeq and is a predicted model, not a curated record. The coding region runs from base 57 to 1184 and encodes 375 amino acids. Lineage: Eukaryota; Metazoa; Chordata; Mammalia; Eulipotyphla; Talpidae. The transcript has 6 exons.